Messenger RNA from Raphanus sativus (radish), 933 nucleotides. RefSeq names its product eukaryotic translation initiation factor 4E-1. The record is from RefSeq and is a predicted model, not a curated record. Lineage: Eukaryota; Viridiplantae; Streptophyta; Magnoliopsida; Brassicales; Brassicaceae. The transcript is spliced from 5 exons. Gene Ontology annotation, biological process: translational initiation. Gene Ontology annotation, cellular component: cytoplasm; eukaryotic translation initiation factor 4F complex. Gene Ontology annotation, molecular function: translation initiation factor activity; RNA 7-methylguanosine cap binding. The coding region runs from base 38 to 730 and encodes 230 amino acids.
CAAAAAGUAGAUCGUUCGGAGAGAAGACGGAGAAACGAUGGCGGUAGAAGACAGUCUGAAGCCUGUUGUUGUUGUUGCUACGGAAGAAGAGAAACCAAAUUCUCUAGAGCACCCGAUUGAUCGAUACGAUGAGGAAGGUGCGGAAGGAGGAGAGAUCGCAGACGACGAAUCAUCGGGAAAAUCCGAGGUUCCUGAAUCGCAUCGGUUGGAGCAUUCGUGGACGUUCUGGUUCGAUAAUCCUUCCGUAAAAUUAAAGCAGACGACUUGGGGAAGCUCCUUACGUUCCGUCUUCACCUUCUCCACCGCCGAGGAGUUCUGGAGUUUGUACAAUAACAUGCGGCAUCCGAGCAAGCUAGCUAACGGAGCUGACUUGUACUGUUUCAAGCACAAUAUCGAGCCUAAGUGGGAGGAUCCUAUCUGUGCCAAUGGAGGCAAAUGGACUAUGAAUUUCUCUAGGGAGAAGUCUGAUAAGCCCUUCCUUUACACCUUGCUUGCAUUGAUUGGAGAACAGUUUGACCAUGGAGAUGAAAUCUGUGGAGCUGUUGUUAACAUUAGAGCUAAGCAGGAAAGAAUAUCCAUUUGGACUAAAAACGCUUCCAACGAAGCUGCUCAGGUGAGCAUUGGGAGACAAUGGAAGGAGUUCCUUGAUUACAAUAGCAGCAUUGGUUUCAUCAUCCAUGAGGAUGCGAAGAAGCUGGACAGGAACGUUAAGAGCGCUUACACUGCCUGAAACGCCGCCCCCAACAACCUCUCCGAUCUUUACACCGUUUCAAUCACAGUUUCGUAUGUGAGAGAUCUCUAUUUAACUUGAGAUGACGUCUUUGUUCUUGAGUGUUUGAUUUGUUCACAAGUCUUAACAUUUCAUUUACUAUUAGUAUAUGUUAGUAUGAUAUUCUAAAUUGAUGGUGUAUGAAAUCAAACUUUUACCUUAUA